Molecule: messenger RNA, 6745 nt
Organism: Corythoichthys intestinalis (scribbled pipefish)
Lineage: Eukaryota; Metazoa; Chordata; Actinopteri; Syngnathiformes; Syngnathidae
Product: adhesion G-protein coupled receptor G4-like
Exons: 17
Coding region: 68-6073 (2001 amino acids)
Biological process (GO): adenylate cyclase-activating G protein-coupled receptor signaling pathway; cell surface receptor signaling pathway
Cellular component (GO): plasma membrane
Molecular function (GO): G protein-coupled receptor activity
Source: RefSeq, a predicted model, not a curated record
GUUCACGCCACAGAAGAGGAAGAAGAGACGUCCGCAUGGAGAAAUUUAUCCUCCCACUUGAAAGAAAAUGCAGCCAAAGAGCACAAAAAGAAUCAGGAGUAUGAGCAGUUUUCACUCGGAAAAAAGAUGGAGGUCUGUUUUCCUUCAGGUCCUCGUCGUUUUCUAUUUGGAAGCUUCUCCGGUCAAAGCAUUUGGUUACUUCCUGGGUGACACCAAGGCGGUGCUAAAUGGCUGCGAGGACCACUGGACCCUGCAGGACAGCACGCCGCUACCGUUGCUUUCCCAGAUGAGCGUGUGUCUCGAUGUACGCGUGGUGGCUCCGGGAGCGUGGGUGGGCUUUUCGUACACAUCGCAGCAUGGACUCAAACCCGAAUUGGGAUUGGAGGGCGACGGGGGGGCGCUAUACGGUUGGCUGCUGGGGGUCCGACACCGCUUCCACGUCAGUCUGGCUAUGGGACGGUGGCACAGGGUGUGUUUGAGGAGGGACGUCCGCGGGAACGCUUUCAGUCUGGAGCUGGCCGGACGUCUGGUGGCUAAGCGGACUGUCAUCGCCCAGGCCAUCCCCUCGUCGGGAUCCCUCUGGCUGGGCUGCCGUCCUCGCCAGCGCCCGCCCGGCACAACCCUAGGCCGGGUGGAGAUCUAUAUGUUCCGCGUGUGGGACGACCUGGCCCGCCGCGGUGCCUGCGAGGAUGGAAACGUCGUAGGCUGGAACGCCCGCUUCUGGGGCGUCACCAGCCCCCGUGCUCGGCAGAUGGACCCCCACCUCCCUUGUGCUAAAACAUUAGAAUUAGGUGGCUCCUCCCCUUCACCUUCAUCUGACAGUCGUCAAAGUGAGGCUCCGUCAACCACAGUGACCUCUAGUGGCCACGUGGGAAUAAAUUUCACCAGCACACCUUCCAGCACACAAUCAAUAAGAGACACCAAGACAUCAUCUUCUGUUACCGGCUUUAAUGACAUCCCAUCUCUGCCUCACAUUAAAGCUCCCGGCCCGGCCAAUGGCAUUUCAAGUAGCACACCGACACGGGACUCGUUAUUAACAUCUGCAACCAAUAUACUACUGAACAAUUUCACUCCGGUUAGUGCAAUACCACCCUUAAUCAAUCACACAUCACACUCUACCCCCAGUAUGACAUCUUCAUCAGCCUACAAUACGAAAACACACUACAGAGGAUUUACUCAUGUUCCAAAUGACACAACAGUCAACAACAAGACUAAAAUAUUACAAGCAUCUUCCAACAGCAUCUUUGACAAUAAAGUAACAAAAUCAAGUACAGUACCACCCCUGCUCAAAUACACAUCACUGUACAACCUAACUACACCAUCCUUUACAUCUGACUAUAACAUAACUCCACACAAAAAUGUCACACUACAUCCAAAUGACAAAGUGGCAUAUAACAUUAACACUAACUCAUUACUACCGUCAGCUAACACACAAGAGUACAAGGUUACUACAGAAAGUACAAUGACAGCCUUCAUCAAAGACAUGUCACAAUCUCAACAACUACUACCACUCACGACUACUAAGCCACUUACUAACAACACAAUUGACUCCAAUUUAAAAACAGUAACUCCCCUCAUCAAAGACACAUCACAAUCCCUCCAACUACCUCCACUCACUACUACUACUCCACUUACUCAUGACACACUUGACUCCAAUGUAACUACAGUAACACCAUUUAUCAAAGACACGUCACAAGCCAAACAACUUCUACCAUUUACUACAACUACUAUACUUACCAACAACACACUUGUCAAAGAUUUAACUACGGUAACACCCUUCAUCAAAGACACAUCACAAUCCCUCCAACUACCUCCACUCACUAUUACUAAUCCACUUACUCACGACAUUCUUAAAUCCAAUGUAACUACAGUAACACCCUUCAUCAAAAACACGUCACAAGCCAGCCAACAGCUUCCACUCACUACUCCUAAUCCACUUACUCACGACACUCUUAAAUCCAAUAUAACUACAGUAACACCCUUCAUCAAAGACACGUCACAAGCCAACCAACAGCUAUCACUUACGACUACUACUACAUAUACCAAAAACACUCUUGUUAACAAUUUAACUACAGUAACACCCAUCAUCAAAGACACAUCACAAUCCCACCAACUGCUUCCACUCACUACUCCUAAUCCAUUUACUCUCAACACUCUUAAAUCCAAUAUAACUACAGUAACACCCUUCAUCAAAGACAUGUCACAAGCCAACCAAAAGCUAUCACUUACUACUACUACUACAUAUACCAAAAACACACUUGUUAACAAUUUAACUACAAUACCACCCUUCAUCAAAGACACAUCACAAUCCCACCAACUUCUUCCACUCACUACUCCUAAUCCACUUACUCACGACACUCUUAAAUCCAAUAUAACUACAGUAACACCCUUCAUCAAAGACACGUCACAAGCCAACCAACAGCUAUCACUUACUACUACAUAUACCAAAAACACUCUUGUUAACAAUUUAACUACAGUAACACCCAUCAACAAAGACACAUCACAAUCCCACCAACUGCUUCCACUCACUACUCCUAAUCCAUUUACUCACGACACUCCUAAAUCCAAUGUAACUACAGUAACACCCUUCAUCAAAGACACAUCACAAGCCAACCAACAGCUAUCACUUACUACUACAACUACUACAUAUACCAAAAACACACUUGUGAACAAUUUAACUACAGUAACACCCUUCAUCAAAGACACAUCACAAUCCCACCAACGUCUUCUACUCACUACUCCUAAUCCACUUACUCACGACACUCUUAAUUCCAGUGUAAUUACAGCAACAUCCUUCAUCAAAGACACGUCACAAGCCAACCAACAGCUAUCACUUACUACUACAACUACUACUACAUAUACCAGCAACGCAUUUGACACCACUUUAACGACAGUCACACCUUUCAUCAAAGAUACGUCACACACCAAACAACUUCUACCAUCUAGUACAACAACUAUACAUACCAACAACACACCUGUCAACAAUUUAACUACAGCCACACCCUUCAUCAAAGACACGUCACAAGCAAACCAACAGCUAUCACUUACUACUACAACUACUACUACUACAUAUACCAGCAAUACAUUUGACACCACUUUAACUACAGUGACACCCUUCAUCAAAGACACGUCACAAGCCAAACAACUUCUACCAUCUACUACAACAACUAUACUUACCAACAACACACCUGUCAACAAUUUAACUACAGCCACACCCUUCAUCAAAGACACGUCACAAGCCAACCAACAGCUAUCACUUACUACUACAACUACUACUACAUAUACCAACAACACAUUUCACAGCACUUUAACUACAGUCACACCCUUUAACCAAAACACGUCACAAGCCAAACAACUACCAUCUACUACAACUACUAGACUUACCAACGACACACGUGUCAACAAUUUGACUACAGUCACACCCUUCGUCAAAGACACGUCACAAGCCAACCAACAGCUAUCACUUACUACUACUACUACUACUUAUACCAAAAACACAUUUGACAGCACUUUAACUGCAGUCACACCCUUCAUCAAUGACACCUCACAGGCCAAACAACUUCUACAAUUUACUACAACUACUAUACUUACCAACAAUAGACUUGUCAACAAUUUAACUACAGUAACAACCCUAAUCAAAAACAGGUCACAAACCCAUCAACUUAAACAACUUACUACUACAACACUUACAAAUAACAAAUGGAACUCCAAUUCAACAACAGUAACUCCAAUAACGGCACUCAUCAAAGACACACCAGCAUCCAACCGUAGUACACAAUUUUCUACAUCACCUGACAACGUAUCUACACACCAAGUACAUAGCAACGACACAACCGCAUACGUCACAACAACACUUAUUGACAUGAUAGACUUGAAUGUAACUACAGGAACUGCAACAAAACCUCUCAUCAAAAACACGUCACGAUAUAACCCAACGGCAUCUUCCUCAAAAUCUUUUGACGACUUAAGGGCACACAUUCAUGACAACACGUUCUCUGUAUCCACACUCAAAAAUUCCGAUGCCGGAAUGGAUUUUACUACAACAAUUGGAGGCCCCCGUGACCUUUUAGCGAGAGUUUUGACCGCGACUGCAGUUCCUCCAAGUCAAAGUAGUGGCACUGCUUCAUUAAAUGGUAAGAUGAUUAAAACCACGACCUCGUUGCUUUCUGGCACCAACACCAAGAAAAACCUGGAAGAGCGAGCCAGCAAACUGCUGGAAAAAACCCUGGAUGCAUCUCAGCUCAACUCCUCCCAGGUGGCGCAACUGGUGUCGGAACUGGAGAAACUUCUAGACGCGCCGACCAUAUCGCGAAGUUUGGCCGAGAAAAUCAUCGGAAGUGUGAGCAACCUGAUGGACGGCCAUCCUUUUGCGCUUGCCGCAUCUUGCAACAGGCUUGUUAGCCUAGUGGAGGACUUGAGUCUCAAACUGCUGGUUGGAGACGUCCCUGCCAUUCUCUCGUCCGAUUCGCUGGUUCUGGCUGUCCGCAAAGUGGACGGGAACGAUUUUCCAGAGAUGUCGCUUAAUAUCUUCGACACUGACGAUGUUCAGAUGAACGGUCCCAUCAGCGCUAGGAAGUGGGAUUCUAGCAUGGCUUCUGUCUAUCUGCCAUCCUCUAUAACGGAGGGCAUGAGCGACGAACAGAAAAAGCAGAUCGACAGGGUCCAGUUCACCUUCUAUACAAAACCUGUCCUCUUCCAGGACCGAACUAUGACCAAUCAAACUGCAGUCAGUCCCGUGCUAGCGUCCAGCGUUAGCAACAUGUCGAUAAGCAACCUGAGCGACAACAUUCGCUUUACCAUACGGAACAAUAGACAAAUGAACGCAAACCAUGAGGCGGUUUGUGUCUUUUGGGACUUUGACGUGAACGUGGGUGCAGGUGGUUGGAGCUCAGACGGCUGCUUUGUGGUGAGCGCCACCUGGUGGGGGACUACAUGUAGCUGCAACCACCUCACUUCUUUUGCCAUACUACUGGACCUCUCCAGAGGCGGGAUUAACAACUACCGCCAGGCCCAGAUUCUCACCUUCGUCACAUACAUCGGCUGCGGACUUUCCUCCAUUUUCCUAGCCGCUACCUUGCUGACAUACCUUUCAUUUGCGAAGUUACUUCGUGACAUUCCCGCCAAAAUCCUGGUCCAGCUCUGCUUCUCGCUCCUCCUCCUCAACCUAGCGUAUCUCCUCAACGGUUGGCUAGCUCGAUACCCGGCCCGCGGACUUUGCAUCAGCACAGCCUUCUUCCUGCACUACUUUCUGCUUACGUCCUUCACGUGGGCGGGGCUCGAAGCCCUGCACAUGUACUUGAGCAUCGUACGGGUGUUCACGCCGUACCUCAGCAGAUACAUGCUAAAAUUCUCACUAAUCGGCUGGGGGGCUCCGGUUGUGGUGGUGGUUAUCGUUAUCUCGGUGGACAAAGACAACUACGGUCUGGUUUCUUAUGGACGAUACGCGGACGGCGCUUCAGGUGACUUCUGCUGGCUACGUAGCGACGUAGCAUUCUACGUGGGUGUCGUAGCCUACUUCCUGGCGGUGUUCUUUUCGUGCCUGCUGGUCUUCGUCGUGGUCAUGGCGCAGCUGUGGCGCAUCAAGAAGCAGAACCCACAUAACCAGUCGCCUCAACGCGGACUGGUGGCCGACUUAAGAAGCGUCGCUGGGCUAGUGGCGCUGCUUGGACUAGCGUGGGGAUUCGCGCUGUUCGCGUGGGGGCCGCUCCACUUGCCUUUUGUGUACCUCUUCACCGUUUUCAACUCACUGCAAGGUUUUUUUGUCUUUGUUUUCCACUGUGCCUGCAAGGAGAACGUCCGCAGGCAGUGGAGAACGUACUUGUGCUGCGGGAAUUUGAGAUUGGCUGAAAAUUCAGAAUGGAGUCGUACAGCCACUCGGGAGAACCGCAACUUCUCCGCGGUGACAUCGGCCCGCCAGCUUGCUUCUCGGAGUUCCUCGCUUAUCAGCAACAGCACCAAUAGUAGCAGUUCAGUUUUUGCUGAUAGCGGAAUGUCGGAAGGUUCUGGCAGCGACGUGAUCCUCAACGAGAUUCACAGACAGACUACCGAAAUUUUCGAUGCUUCCACUCAAUAGUGGGCUGAGAUUGGUUUUAGGUUGCUGGAAUAAAUCUGUCCAUCCCAGUGAAACUCUAUUCUAUCGGUAGCACAGAACAGGUUUAAGUUCAGCAGGAACGACGAUUUCAUUUGCUUUUGAGGUCACUUUUUUGUAAACGUUUGCAUCCUUAUGGCACAUUUUCAUGUAAUGAAAUACUGAAUUACAUUUUAACAAUAAAUGUACCACAUUAUUCUCCAUUUCUUGACCACCAUGAUUUCAGAUUGUUGACUCAUUUCUCUUAAAAGAAAUGAAGGCUGAGCUCGAACUGUGCAGUCGCACAAGCCAGCUCCUGAAGGACUUCGUCCUCCAAAAGAAAGCCAUCAGAAUUGUCCAUGGAGCUCACCUACUUGGACAUGAACUGAUCCUAUAUACUUAAAUUACUAUAUGUGAAAUCUCCAUGGCAAUUAAUGACUUUUGAACGAAAUGUGUUAGUCUGUCAUUGGACUGAUCCAGAGCAUGCUGCUUGUGCGACCUUGGUGGCUGGGGGACGGGUCCCGAUAAGCUUCUGCUUUUUUUCCCGUCUCCUUUGUCAUGUCUAUUCUCAUCUUCUUUGGAUAAACAAACAUACGCGAUGAUUUCCUUUUGUGACAUUGAUUUUAAUGUUGAUGAUGAUGAUGACAAUGACAAUAAAUUCAAAUUCAAAAAGUCUUA